This is a messenger RNA of Penicillium malachiteum, 924 nucleotides long. RefSeq lists its product as uncharacterized. The record is from RefSeq and is a predicted model, not a curated record. Bases 1 to 924 code for a protein of 307 amino acids. The transcript has 2 exons. Lineage: Eukaryota; Fungi; Ascomycota; Eurotiomycetes; Eurotiales; Aspergillaceae.
AUGAAGGUUCUAUUUGCUCUUGCUACCUUUGCUGUGAAUACAAAGGCGUUGAUCAGCCGUGGCAGUAGCUGCUGCUUUCAUCUGAACAGUGGUUCCAGCUCCGUUGGUCAACUCAGCGAUGGGCAAAACCGCCUUGAUGAUAGUAGUCUAACACCUGCAGAAUUCUGUCUAAGCUCAGAUGGCACAAUUACCGAUGCCCAUGGCCGUGGUUGUAUCCUCACACCACCCACCACCCAGUUCCAGUGUGACGAGGGCGCCACUCCAACCUCGGGCUUCUCAAUCAACUCAUCUGGAGAGCUUGAAUUUAAUAAUAAUCCAGACUUUGUUGCCUGUCAGGCUGACGCAAGUGGAGCUCUCAACAUCUACACAACUGAGAGCAGCGCCGUGACUCAUUGCUCAACUGUCACCUUGACAGCAGACUCCUGUGCCAGCUCUAGCUCUGGAUCAAGCACUAGAACCACCUGUGGAACAACCCUGAUAUCUGGAAGCUUUGAAUUCCCUCACUUGAUUAUUCCAAUAAAUUCUGCCUCUCCAGACACAGCCAGUGGUACCUCUUUCAAUGGAGAGGUGACUUCCACAAUCUCCAGCAUCUUCAACUUCGAUAUCCCACCCUCGGAUUCUGGCAAGACCUGCAGCUUAGUCUUCCUGUUCCCCGAGAAAGCCGAUCUCCAGACCUCUAGCUUCACGUUUAGCGGUGAUGGCAAAGUCAAUUUUUCAGAGCUCUCUAAGGCUGCCUCCAGCUCAACCACAUUUAGCAACGCUCCAUUUGUCUCUAACAAUAUAGGUGACGUGACUAUCUCGCCGGGCCACUCAUAUGUCAUUUCAACAUUCUCAUGUCCUGCUGGACAGGCUAUUGCCUUUGAAAUGAAGAAUGCCGGUACCACUAAUCUCGAUUACUUCCAAGACUUCAACCCAUCCCCGUGA